Fimicolochytrium jonesii is the source of this 2048-nucleotide messenger RNA. RefSeq names its product Not1 N-terminal domain, CCR4-Not complex component-domain-containing protein. The transcript has 13 exons. The record is from RefSeq and is a predicted model, not a curated record. Gene Ontology annotation, biological process: nuclear-transcribed mRNA poly(A) tail shortening; regulation of DNA-templated transcription. NCBI's taxonomy places the organism in Eukaryota, Fungi, Chytridiomycota, Chytridiomycetes, Spizellomycetales, Powellomycetaceae. Bases 123 to 1955 code for a protein of 610 amino acids. Gene Ontology annotation, cellular component: CCR4-NOT core complex; nucleus; P-body.
GCGAAGGACAGACCUUGUAAUCUGAAGCAGCCGCAUCCGCCACACACCACUUACUCACAUACCCCUUGUUGCACUUUGUGCUCGCCGGUUGACUGCUCGCUGUUUGUCGAAACGCGUUGACCAUGGCAAAUCGGAAGCUGUUAGGCGAGAUCGACAAGGUCCUGAAACGGGUCGCCGAGGGAGUGGAGAUUUUUCGAGAAAUCUUUGACAAGCUCGAUGCUGCAACAACUUCGGCACAGAAGGAAAAGUAUGAAGGAGAUCUCAAGAAGGAAAUCAAAAAGCUGCAAAGGUUAAGAGAUCAAAUACGAACAUGGCUGUCCUCGAGCGAAAUCAAAGAUAAACGGAGCUUGGAGGACAAUCGGCGGCUAAUAGAGGAGCAAAUGGAACGAUUUAAAGCCGCCGAGAAAGCCCUCAAACUCAAAGCGUUCUCGAAAGAGGGAUUGCUCCAACCGCAGAAGUACGAUCCGGAAGUGAAAGAACGGGAAGACUUGGAGGACUGGAUAUCAGAUACGGUGAAAGAAUUGAACCGUCAAGUCGAGAUAUUUGAAGCGGAGCAGGAGAGCUUGCAAGUCCUUGUGCGAAAGGGUCGGAAAGGCGGGGAUCAGUCGAAAGCAGAGCGCUUGGCGGCCAUCGAUCAUCACCUGGAACGACACAAAUUUCACAUGACACAGCUGGAAAUCAUCCAGCGCAUGGUCGCAAAUGAAGAGCUCAAAGUGCAGCAGGUCAAAGACAUCAAAGAUGACGUCGAUUACUAUGUGAAAAAUAAUCAAGAUUCCGAUUUUGAUGAGAACGAGUAUAUCUAUGAGGAUCUGGAUCUGGAGAACCUCGAAGCCUAUGGCUUGAAGGCGGAUGGCGAGCAGGAUCUCGAUGGAGAACCAGAAACGCCGCCAAAGGAGAAGGAGAAUGAACUGGGAACGCCGGUACGGGAUACAAAGGUUGUGGAGGAGCCAACGAAGAAAAAGGCGAAAGAGAAAGAACCUGAGGAGAUUGUCACGCCGACAAAGUCCACUCCCAGCAAGCCCCUGUCUCGUGCCCACUCCGCCUCCAAACCGCCAAUAGCGGUGAAAACUCCAAUCAAAGUCGUUGCGGUGCCGGCCCGGAAUAUCGUUCCUACGGCCCGUGUCCCGGAUCCAGUACCAGUGCCAAGUAUCACGCAAAGAUACUCAGCAGCCGCUGCAGCAUCCGCACCAACAACUACGGAGCCGUCACGGACUGCAACAAUAUCGGCGGCAGACAAAAGGAAUGUACCAAAAGAACCUGCACCCGUCGCAUUGUCAUCCCAAGUGCCGUUACCAGCGGUUGGCACGGCUGCACACAUCCUACAACUUCAGCAACAAACAGCGGCAGAUAUUCCCGCGUCUUCAUUACUGCCAUCGACAACAACAACGAAAAGUGGGCUUCCAGAUCCCGGAAAGGACGAUGCGGUCACAGAGCCGAUUGACAACCGCCUACCGCCAACGCUUGCAGACCUGGUACAAUCGUUCGAGGCGACGAGAGAUCGAUCAACGAAAGCGCGUGACGACGCUAGCUUUCUUCAUGAGAUGCUUCAAACUAGCUUUCAACACCUGCCAGAACCCGUCGACUCGGAGAAACCAAAGCACUACAUUCCCAAGAAGCCCUACCCAGUACCAGCAUAUUACCCGCAGCUCCCCCUUUCUCUGUUCGACAACCCUACAGUGUAUGAAAAAUUUGACACCGACGUACUGUUCUUCAUCUUUUACUACCAGCAAGGAACAUAUCAACAAUUUCUGGCCGCACGGGAACUUAAGCGUCAAUCAUGGCGCUUUCAUAAGAAGUACCUGACAUGGUUCCAACGACACGAGGAGCCAAAGCAAAUUACGGAUGAGUUUGAGAUGGGGACGUAUAUAUACUUCGAUUAUGAGGGAGCAUGGUGCCAAAGAAAGAAGGCAGAUUUCAGGUUCGAAUAUCGAUAUUUGGAAGACGCGGAGAUGUAGAUGGCGAGCACUCGAUAUCUAAGCCGUUUAUUAUCAACUGAUGCGAGUGGGGAAAAUGCAUACUGUACAUAGUAGAUGAAUUGUCGUUACAAA